CUUGUUUUCUAUUAUUUCAGUAUAUACCUAGGUACCUACCUAGACUCUACCUAUGUCAACACGAUCGAAUAACAAGAUAUGGAUCCUAGUGCAGCAUAUGAUAUACCUUUAGAUAAAGAAACGCGGCAAGUCCGCAUUCUGUUGCUCCACCGGGGAAGAUUUGACGAUCCUAUACGAGGCAGCUUGUCAGUUGAACCAGUGCAAGCCAGAUUCGAGGCUUUAUCUUACGUCUGGGGAGACAUGGAAGAUACGUUGCCUAUCGAGAUUAUGGACCGCGAGGUUAAAGUUACGAAGAAUCUGGAGACUGCUUUACGAUAUCUUAGAAACUAUGAUAAAACCCGCCGACUCUGGGUUGAUGCAGUGUGUAUCAAUCAAAGCAACAAUCUGGAACGUAUUCAUCAAGUAGGGAUGAUGGACGUGAUUUACAGUCGAGCGGAAUGCGUCAUAGCAUGGCUCGGUCUAGAACUGAGCCAGCUACCAGCUAUUGAGCUCCUCCGACACUUCGGGUCCGACCCCGACUUACACUGGGACCCGGCGAAGCGGGCAAGCUCCGGAAAUAAUUUUGAACCUCCAGCAUUUGAGUUGUUCAAGUGGCUCCAAAACCCAUGGUAUCAACGCAUCUGGACGUUGCAGGAAGCCGUCCUCGCAAAAUCACUCAUCUACAUGACCGGUCCGAUCCUUUUCCAGGAUAAAGAAUUUGAAGGCAUCAUACAAAGCCUUGCCCACCACGGCAAUUGUUGCAAUUCUAUAAGCAUCCUGGUCAGUUCCCGACACGCGGAUUCAGGUGUACCAUAUGCCGCUUUUCAGAGAGUGCUUAACUUAUUAUUCGAACUUCAAAAUCAAAAUGGCCGCCUGGGGUUCGUAGAGAUUGCAUCUAGAUUCCGUAACUGUGAAGCUACAGAUCCCCGAGACAAAGUUUUUGGGAUAUUAGGUCUGGUAGAUGAUAUACUUAGGGAUAUUAUCGACUACAAAAAGAGCACCACCGACAUCUGUUCGUUGGCCACCCUCGAGUGCAUCAGAAGAACCGGGAACCUAGAUAUCCUAUCCCAUGUUCUACCAAAGCAGCAGAGCGUAUCGGAAGAUAAAGCUGGACAAAUUAAGUACGACUUACCGUCCUGGGUUCCUGAUUGGAAUGAACCUAGAGCAUCUGAGGCCUGGCGUUUGGAGGGGUUGAGCGAACGUCAAGUCCUUACAAAGCUAUUCAGUGCUUGCCACUCGAAUUCCCAGGCCUAUCCCGAGUGCCCGUCCCAAGGGUCUUUACGCCUACACGGGCUUUUCUGCGACCAGGUUGCGGGAUAUGGCAUAGUCAUGAAACUCACCUCUAACAAUCUAGAGGGAUCAGAAGUAUGCCAGAGCUGGCGCGAAUUGCUCAAGAUUGACCAGGAGCCAGAACAGCCGUAUGUCUCUGGUUCAACUAUUUUCGACGCAUACUGGAGAACUCUGUGUAUGGAUUUUUGUUACUUUCCCAAAAACCGUCUUGAGCAGCCCAAGAGGGCGGCAAAGAACCUAAGGCUAUUGCAUGACCGUUGGUGGUGGGACGUUUUAUCAAACACGAAAUACCGGCACAUGGCUACCGGAAGAGAGAUGGGAGCUAAUUACAAGCGCCGCUUGAGAGUUUUUCCUCUUUUAAUCUCAAAUAGGUUGUCGGACCGGAAAUUAUUCAUCUCAAGGAAAGGCUACAUUGGGCUUGCACCGGAGGAUGCCCUGGAAGGCGACGAGAUAUGGAUACUCAAUGGUGGUAGAGUACCUUUGAUACUGCGUCCCAUAGGCAGCCAGUCAGAAAAGGUAUCUGGGGCCAACUAUACCUUGGUUGGAGAUUCGUAUGUUCACGGUAUUAUGGAUGGAGAAUUUGUCGAGGCUUCAAUGAAAAGGGGGAGAACGCCAAGACCGGUUGUUCUCGUCUAGGUACCUGUCGCCGUCGAGUGUUGAGCAUAAGGUCUGAAC
Molecule: messenger RNA, 1944 nt
Organism: Daldinia caldariorum
Lineage: Eukaryota; Fungi; Ascomycota; Sordariomycetes; Xylariales; Hypoxylaceae
Product: HET-domain-containing protein
Exons: 1
Coding region: 79-1905 (608 amino acids)
Source: RefSeq, a predicted model, not a curated record